This is a messenger RNA of Closterium sp. NIES-67, 1882 nucleotides long. NCBI's taxonomy places the organism in Eukaryota, Viridiplantae, Streptophyta, Zygnematophyceae, Desmidiales, Closteriaceae. The record is from the annotation of a GenBank genome assembly.
UACAUGCUCCAACGGAAGUCGAGUCUCGAAGGCCACCAUCGUGUUUGGCGAUUAGCUCUGGGGGCUUGUGACUGUCACCGCACGUGAACCACGCACGACCGUUGUGGGUUUAAGGCGACUUUUCUAGGUGGGGUUAGCCUUUGAACUACACAGCGCUCUGACGUGAAAGUUGGUGUGCAAGUUGGUGAGCGAGACUUUCACGCGAGGAGGUUAUGCACGUUGCUCCACGGAUCGAGGAGAAAAACGUCCGUGUUUCGCCUUUUAGAGAAGGGAAGAUGAGGUUGAUAGGACAUUCAUCUCACCUGUGAUUUGUUCCCCCUGUGUCAGACAUCCAAUACAGACACAGCAUGGAAGCCAGAGCCGUUUGUUUUCGUCCAGUUAGCAUUCGUAUAGAAGCGAUAGGAUCGAUUAGUUUGCGACAUAGAUCUGCUUCUGUGAGGGGGGUUUCCUGGGUUCGAAGCUCGACGCCGUUCUCUCUUCGUCACGACAGAUUCCGAGAAGCACGAAAGCCUUUUACCAGGGUGUUCGCCUCCUCUCCUACUCCUCCCGAUUUUCCGGCGCGAUCUUCAAGCGGGGAUAUCAGGAGUAGCAACGGCGGCAAAACGCGAGGUGAAAGCAAUCGAGGGGAUAACGGCGAUGACCCCACGAAAAGUUCUCCACAGGAUGAUCUGAAACCACGUGGUCCCCUGACACCCCCUCCUGUCAGUCCAUCUCCAUCUGUCAACUCAUCCACUUCCUCCAACCCACCAUCACCAUCCUCUGUCGGCUUCUCUGGCACCACAUCGUCAAAUAACUCCACCUUUUCGAACCCCUCUGGCAAGCCUCAGCCUCAGCCUCCCAAACAGAGUCAGGUACCGCGACCGGGUAGUAGCGGUCCGGGCCAAGGCGACUAUAAGGGCACUAAUCAGUUCAAAGCGGUAGAGGAUAUUAGUGUUCGGGAGUAUAACCGAUCGUCCAAUGGAGGGGCAGCUAACUUCCCUGUAGCCGUUGUAGGUUCUGCAAUCCCUCCCUCGAGACCGUUUUCCAACCCACCCCCGUUUCGGCCUCCUCCUAGUCCAGUAGCUGGAAUAGACAUGCAGCUCAGGCAGCAGCAAGAGCAAGGGCAACGACCGAAACCAGCACUAGACUCGGAGUGGAUCAACUUCAUGUCGCCUGACUGGUAUCCAGUCAAGCCGAUCUGGCAGGGUACUGAGCAGUGCGUUCUGGAGCAAAGGGACUUGCUUCUCUCCCUUCCUCAUUUAUGGAGAAUGAUGCUACUCAGUGAUGGCUCCGUUACCCGCCAUCUGGAGCUCUUGCUAGGGGAGCAAAUCAACAUAGACUGUGUGGAGAUGCGAGGGAUUGGCCAUGCCCUUCUGGGUUUGCCUCCUGGCACAGCGCUGGUGCCAGGACCUCGAGUUCAGAGACAGGUUCACUUGAAGCCUCGUUCUGGUGAGGUGCUGGUAUACGCUGCUUCCUGGUGGGCGGCAGAGGAGGUGAAGGCAGCACUACCAGCGGUGCAACAGCCAGUCUGGAAGUCCCUGCAGCAGCAAAGAACAGAACUCUUUCGCUCCAUUGAACGGCUCUAUUAUGGGUCCUCUCCUCACUUAGAAAGAAUAUUUGGAGUACCAGGGCCCUUCUGGGCUAGACACUAUUUCUUCUAUAGUCAUGGACGUCCGCUCACCCUUAUCUACGAAGCCUUUUCUCCUCGCCUGGAUGUUAUUUUAGGUGACAGUCGCUCACCCAACAUUCCUCCUCAUCCGUAGCCUAGUGCAGUGCUUUAGUUGCUCCGUGUUACGGUGUGUAGGAUGGAAUAUUGGAAUUGCACCUUUCCAUCACAAUUAUCGUAGGUGUUUUCUGGCUGCAAACCUGUUUUACGAGAAGGUUCAGAGUUACUGUAAUACAA